This is a messenger RNA of Xenia sp. Carnegie-2017, 1602 nucleotides long. Its product is annotated as ribosome maturation protein SBDS-like. Bases 316 to 1077 code for a protein of 253 amino acids. The transcript is spliced from 5 exons. Lineage: Eukaryota; Metazoa; Cnidaria; Anthozoa; Malacalcyonacea; Xeniidae. The record is from RefSeq and is a predicted model, not a curated record. Gene Ontology annotation, biological process: cytosolic ribosome assembly; ribosome biogenesis.
CUCCCCCUGCUCUACGCUGCCUCUGUGGCUUGUUAUCUCAACUGUGACAUAUUAAGGAACUGUUGAUCGACUCUCAAACAUUCAGAAUUUUUUGAGUUAUUUUUCGCUGAGUGAUAAUGACUGUUUUGACCGAGUCUACAUUUUUCGACAUAAAGUUUUCCUUGCUAACGAUUUCAAACUCUGGUCGAACGUUGACGAUUUUUGCGAUUUCUUUAGCUGGUUUGGUGUAUUGUGUACGCCAUGCGUACCUAUUUCAUAUUUUCUAUUCCAGGCAGUCCAGCAGACUAACGUUAUUUUAAAAAAUUUAACUUUGUCAUGUCGAUAUUUACGCCAACAAAUCAAGUGAAGUUAACUAAUGUUGCUGUUGUUCGACUGAAGCGAAAAGGAAAGAGAUACGAGAUCGCUUGUUACAAGAACAAAGUUGUAUCAUGGCGCAAUAAAGUGGAAAAAGAUUUGGACGAAGUUCUUCAGACCGACUCGAUAUUCACAAACGUUUCAAAAGGUCAGGUUGCGAAGAGAGAGGAUUUAGUCCGUGCUUUUGGAACAGACAAUCAGAUGCAAAUUUGUCUUGAGAUUUUGGCCAAAGGUGAGCUACAGGUAUCAGAAAGAGAGAGAAACGAUCAACUGGAGUCUAUGUUUCGAGAUAUUGCUACUAUAGUUGCUGAUAAAUGUGUUAAUCCAGAGACUAAGAGACCAUAUACUGUUGGAAUAAUUGAGAGAGCAAUGAAGGAUAUACAUUAUUCAGUAAUUACAACACGAAGCACUAAACAACAGGCACUGGAAGUGAUUCGUCUGAUCAAAGAUGCUGGAGUGAUGCCAAUUGAUCGAGCUCAAAUGCGAAUCAGACUAGUGUUACCACAAAGAGAGGCAAAACAAGUUCUCGAGAAACUCCGAUCAAGUUUUACUAGCAUUGAGAGUGAAGAGUGGGAAGGAAAUCUGGAAGUGGUUUGUCUUAUUGAUCCUGGUUUUUACAGAACUAUUAAUGAAUCAUUAGCAGCCCAGACAAGAGGUAGAGGAACACUUGAAGUUCUUAAUUUGAAAGAAAUUGAAGUAGGAGAUGAUAGACUGGAAAGCUGAUGAUAUAUUUGUGGAACAGCAGUUGACUGCUGGCCGAGUUUUGUGCCAAAGGAUCUCAAUGCAACUGCCUGAUGAAAUCCCCAUUGAAUGGACCAAAACUUCUUCAAUAGACUAACACCAGAGGUGUCAUAUAUUAAGCCAUGAAAUUUAUAUAAGGUGAAAGUCAAAGGUGCUUCAUGGCAAGAUCACCUUGUCUUUUCUUUUGUUCAUUUACAAGUGUUUGUGUUGAUGGUAGCUGGCUUAGCAUUUCAAUAUUUUCUCUCUUUCACCUAAGAAGGAAAUCAAAACAUGAACAUUUUGGAUGCUACAAGCAUGUUCUAUUAUUGAUUGGUAUAGUACUUUGACACUACAUGGAAAUUCAUACCUUUUGUCUUGCACUCAACCAGCAAAUGACUCAGUUGUUUCUUGUUGUACUUUAACAAAUAUCUUUGACAAGAUUUUAUUGUUCCUAACAAAACCAUCGCACAAGUCGUUAUAGCAUAUAUAUGAAUAAACAAAACAUGCCCAGGUGCAAUGAUCCACUAA